This is a messenger RNA of Ceratina calcarata, 1456 nucleotides long. RefSeq lists its product as uncharacterized. NCBI's taxonomy places the organism in Eukaryota, Metazoa, Arthropoda, Insecta, Hymenoptera, Apidae. The transcript has 4 exons. Bases 30 to 1172 code for a protein of 380 amino acids. The record is from RefSeq and is a predicted model, not a curated record. Gene Ontology annotation, molecular function: calcium ion binding.
UAGGACGGAGACGUAUAUGGUAGUUCGUGAUGGAGAGCCGUUCGGACAGCAUAAAGGAUCCGAUUUAUUAUCCUUCCAUACAGGAAGCGACAGGUUCGGAAGGAAGCGUCGGUGUCGGUGCAGCAACAACGGAAAUCGACACGGCCACCGCGACCGAGAGGAGUAGAAGCUCUGCCGGUAGCCAGGAUCUUGGGUUGGAGGACAACGCGUUAAAAGUGCCGCGCAAAUUUAUCGUCAAUUGGCGGCAAGCCUGCGAUCGUACGCGCGACAAAACUAAAGACUUGUUGAAGAGAUGGCGAACAGUUUCGAGCAACGUAGACGAUAUCGUAAACGUUCCAGUUACCGCCGCGGAUAAGGAACUGGAACAUCCUGGCUGGAGCGUACACGUUUGGACUACGUGGGUGAGUCGAUAUCCGAGCGAUGAAAAUUUAGUCGCUGUAGAACUUGAUCAGGGAGGAAAACUGGAAGAUUUGUCGGCCGUUCAACGCGACAAGUUCUCGCACUUUUUCACUAUUUUGGACCACGAUAAAGAUGGUUUCAUCGAUCGGAAAGAUUUUAGAAUGUUUUCGGAGCGCUUGAGGAGAUUCGCGGACUGGUCUUGGAACGGUCCCGAGUAUCUUCGUUUGAUGGAAGCCGAGCAGGGUUUGGCGGAUUUGAUUCUUCAUGGAAAUAAAUGCGACAAGGGUCGAGAAAGGAUCAGUUUAGAGGAAUGGAUGCGGUGGUGGGCCUGCAUCGUGGCACCGCCAGGAGGAGCGACUUACAACGACAUUCCCUUCUGGUUGAAAAUAUUGCCUGAAACGUUGUUCCUCGCCAUCAACAACUCCGCGAACGGAAUAAUUUCGAGAAAAGAACUCGGAUCGUUCUACGGAUCGGUCGUCGGCAUAGACUCCAAGAAGAUCUCCGAGUGCCUAGAUAUCGCCUAUAACUCUUUGACAUCGAACGGGGACCAUCCACUCGGUUGGAGACAGUAUCGAUUCGUGUUCGCGAACUUCUUGUUCGGCCGGGGCCCGUACGGGCCUGGAGAACAUUUCCUCUGCAUGACAGACUCCUGCAUCGCUCGAGGGAACAACGUUCCAUUCCCCAUCGAUUACUCUGCUAUGAACACGCCGAGAGAGAAGCUGGAGGUGUACAGCCCUCACUGCAGAACUAGUCGACGUAGCGUGGUAGUUUGAUACGAAUGAGGUGCAGGUGGAGGAAAGACGAAACGAUAGAUGCGGACAGACAUACUAUAUUUCACGUAAAAACAUAUCUACACGACGUUGCACGUUCGAAGAGCACGUUCAGUGCUGUUCUCAGUUCUGUCACUUUAUUUCCUGGAGUAGAUCCACGAAUUUCUACGUGUACACGUUAUAUACAUGCAUACACGCACAUAUACGUACACGUAGAAGAACGUUGUACGCGUAUUCUAAAUGUUGUUCCGAUCGCAAUUGUUAAAUAAAAAUUAAGAUAACGCGUA